Ananas comosus (pineapple) is the source of this 1931-nucleotide messenger RNA. RefSeq lists its product as uncharacterized. The transcript has 15 exons. Lineage: Eukaryota; Viridiplantae; Streptophyta; Magnoliopsida; Poales; Bromeliaceae. Bases 243 to 1460 code for a protein of 405 amino acids. The record is from RefSeq and is a predicted model, not a curated record.
CUCUCUCUCUCUCUCUAACCAAUGCAAAGAACCAAAAUCUCUCUCUUAUUGACCAAGGAAAUAAAUAAAUAGGAAACGGAAAGGGAACGCCCCUGUUCCCCUUCUCGCUCUCUCCUUUUAUAAAAACCUCCUCUUUUCACUCUCAAAACCCCUCCUUUUUCGCUUCAAUUUGUGUUUCCUCUUUUCAUUUUGCACAUAUUUCAGAUACUGGAACUUAUUUGGUUCCCCGAGCUUAACUGGUUAUGUUUUUGAUCGGAAGUUCAUGGAAGAUGAAGAAUUGGAUCUGCGUUCCUUUACUAACUGAUCCGUCACAUAGGAGAAUAUGCAUCUGCAGUAGCUUACCGGCGGCUGUUCUCCUUUGUGUUAUUUUCUUUGUGGGGAGUGCUUUGGUCACAUUCAAUUCCAAAGAGAAAGCACCAACAUGGCAAGCAGCUAAUUAUGUUGAAACCGCUAAAUCUCCUUUGCCGAUCACUCCGUCCGAGUUAUGCAAGAAUCAAAACAAGCCUUUAGGGAGUGAACUAUUGCCAAGAGGCAUUAUCAGCGAGACGUCGAACUUGGAAAUGGACACCUUAGGGGGCUCUCCAGAGAAAAAGGGACAUGAGAAACCGUCAAAAAGCUUGUUAGCAAUUCCUGCUGGAAUAAAGCAAAAGGAAGUUGUGGAUAAAAUUGUUUCGAAGUUCCCUUCCGCUGAGUUUAUUGUGAUGCUGUUUCACUAUGACGGCGUCGUGGAUAAGUGGGGAGACUUACAGUGGAGUGAUCGCAUUAUACAUAUAUCUGUCAUUAAUCAAACAAAAUGGUGGUUUGCUAAGAGGUUUCUACAUCCAGACAUAGUUGCGGAGUAUAACUAUAUAUUUCUCUGGGACGAGGAUCUUGAUGUGAAAAACUUUAAUCCUUCGAGGUAUUUAGAAAUAGUUAAAAAAGAAGGGCUAGAGAUAUCGCAACCUGCAUUAGAUGGUAAAAAAUCUCAGAUUCAUCAUCGAAUCACAGCUCGUUGGGGAAGAGGAGAUGUACACAGAAGAAUAUACAAGUUAAAUGGCGGUGGGAGAUGUUAUGGCAACAGCACCGGCCCUCCGUGCACAGGAUGGGUGGAAAUGAUGGCUCCUGUCUUUUCCAAAGCUGCUUGGCGAUGCGUAUGGUAUAUGAUUCAAAAUGACUUGAUUUACGCUUGGGGUCUCGAUUAUAAACUUGGCUACUGUGCGCAGGGUGAUCGGACAUUAAAUGUCGGGGUGGUGGACCGUGAAUAUGUAGCUCAUAUGGGUAUCCCUUCGCUUGGCGGGUUAUUAGAUGAGAAUAAGGUGUCGCCUGGAUCGACAACAUCUCAAGAUAAAGAUAGAUAUCGAGUGAGGCACCGCUCUUACGAAGAACUGAAGAUAUUCAACAAGCGAUGGCAAAAAGCUGCGGAGGAUAAGUGCUGGACCGACCCGUACCCUGAACAAGGGAAGAACUCGACGAACCGAUAAUCACAUACGCAGUUCUCCGUUUCCCCUUCGGCAUCCACUGAAUUUCAUAUACAAAGCUUCGGCCCGUGUCGUCGAGAUAUUAUACCAACCAAAAUCUUCGCUAAAUAGAAAUUUACAAACUCAAAUGUUUUCUCUAGGUAUAUAGGAAAGGAAUAUGCAGUAAAUGUAAAUGCAUGAUCCAUUCUUUCGCGAAUAACAUCGGUGUUUUAGUGUUUCAUAGCGAAAAAAUAACAGCGGUGUUUUAGUGUUUCAUAGCGGAAAAGUUUUGUGUAAAUGGCAUUUGUGUAUAAGGUUUUAUUAUCUUCAUCAUUUGCUUCUCUAGCAUUUUAGGAUAUUGGUGUAAUCAAAGAGUAAUUAGUGUUCGUAAUUAUAAGAGUUUUGUUACUUUGCGAGGUUUAAUUUCAGUAUUUAGCUUUUUCUCUCUCUUGUAAAGGAUAUUGAUUCAAUUGAGCACUUGUAAAGUUUAUUUCC